AUGAAAACCUCAAAUUCCUUCCUCCUCACACUCUACACAACACUAACAAUCCUUGCCCUAACACCACAACCCUCCCUCUCACAAUCCAUCAUAGACCAAUUCUACCAAUGCAUAAACCUAAACUCUGAUCUCGCCGUCCCCUUCUCCUCCUCCUUCUACUCCGCCGACAACUCCUCCUUCUCCGCCGUCCUCGAAUCCACCGCCCAAAACCUCCGGCGACUCGUCCCCUCCGUCCCCAAACCCCUCCUCAUCUUCACCCCCUUCAUCGAAAACCAAGUCCAAGCCACUGUCACCUGCACCCGAGCCCUGGGCCUCCUACUCCGAGUCCGGAGCGGAGGCCAUGACUACGAAGGCCUCUCCUACUCCUCCGAGUCGAAAGACGAGCCCUUCGUCCUCCUCGACCUCUCCCGAUUGCGGUCGAUCACCGUCGACCCAAACGAAAAGACCGCGACACUCGAGCAGAACGCGACCAAAAUCCUCGCCAGGUGGCAGCAAGUCGCCGACACGAUCGACGAGGACCUCUUCCUCCGAGUCAUCAUACAGAGGAGCAAAAACACGAUUUCGAACCUUUACAACGCGGUUUUUUUCGGCAAGGCAGAGAGGCUGAUUCGGGUGAUGGACGAGAGCUUUCCCGAGCUCGGGCUUAAGAGAAAGGACUGCACGGAAAUGAGCUGGAUCGAGUCGAUUAUGUACAUCACGGGCUACCCGAGCGGGACUCCACCCGAGACCCUACUUCAGGGAAAGUCUCUAUUCAAGAACUACUUCAAGGCAAAGUCGGAUUACGUAAUGAAUGCCAUCACGGAAGAAGGGCUCGAGGGCCUUUGGACGAGACUGUUAGACGAGGAAACGCCGUUGAUGAUACUCACGCCUUACGGAGGCAUGAUGAGCCGGAUUCCGGAAGACGAGACACCUUUUCCGCAUAGAAAAGGAGUUAAGUACAUGAUACAGUAUGUGACCACAUGGAAUGACGAUAAGCCCGAAUCUCAGGCCCGACACAUGGAUUGGAUCAGGAGAGUAUACAACUACAUGGGCCCACACGUGUCAAUGUUGCCAAGACAGGCUUAUGUGAACUAUAGGGAUCUUGAUCUGGGGAUGAACAAGAAUGGGACGAGCUUCAUUGAGGCGGCCUCGUGGGGCGCGAGGUAUUUCAAGGAUAAUUUCGACAGGCUUGUGAAGGUGAAGACUAUGGUGGACAAGGAGAAUUUCUUCAGACACGAGCAGAGUAUUCCAAUUCUGCCAUUGAUGCGUGAGAGGAGAAGCGGAAAGACUGUGUUUCACUGA
Molecule: messenger RNA, 1281 nt
Organism: Striga asiatica
Lineage: Eukaryota; Viridiplantae; Streptophyta; Magnoliopsida; Lamiales; Orobanchaceae
Source: the annotation of a GenBank genome assembly